ACUCUUAUUCCCAUGAUGCUGCGGGUUUGUCGAAACUUUGACAGGCACGGAAGAGGCUAUAGGCAAUCUAACGCGAAAACACAAGAGGCAUCGUCUGCUAUGCUGUGUUUAGUUAUGAAAAUGCACGAGUGGCGAUAGCAUUCCGCGCCAGUGUACUGCGGUUCGAUAUGCGGUGCUAUUGUCAACGAAAGCUCGCAGUUCAGGCGCAACUUGCACCAGCGGACUUCAUUCAGUGACAGCACACACAUCUAAUUGUGAAACAGAGAAAAUUGUCAGACAUGGAUCAUAAGGAUGUAUUUGCAACAUUGCAGUUGGUAUGUUCGGAUGUCAUCUUGGCUCUUAAUGGAUGCCGCAGCAGUUCUUCAAAUGCUGGCGCCACUGAUCGUCUGUUGGGGGUCAUGAGGCAGAUUCAGGAGCAUGGUCGUGCUGUUGAACCCUUGAUCACUGGCUUUACUGCUGUCUAUCACCAUUUUGAUUUGGAUGCACAGACUCCCGCCAAUGGAUAUCGGACCUUAGUCAAGGUAGUCCAUUCCUGCGUCGCCUACAUCCUUCAGAAGGCCCGUUACAUUGCAUCAAACUGCGCUGGAGCAUUUUUCCGGAUGGAUCAUAAUGUGUCAGAAAUGGAAGCAUACUGUAGUGCCCUGUGCCAGCUGCGUGCAUUGCUUUACCUGGCAAAGAUAAUACUCAAUGACAAUCCCCAUGGUCAGCUCUAUCCACAGGAGGAAGGGGGUUUAAGCGAGAGGUUUGUGCAAGAGUACAUCUCCAUGCACAAAGCUUGUUUCUAUGGCCGCUGCUUGGGCUUCCAGUUUUCCCCCUCUCUCAGGCCAUUUCUACAGACAGUGGUCAUUAGUAUGGUGUCAUUUGGUGAAAACUACAAGAAACAGCAGACUGGGUUAGGCAUUGCUGCGCUGUCUUUCUUUACAUCGGGCAAAUACGUAGUAGAUCCUGAGCUGAGGGGAACAGAGUUUGAGCGCAUUACUCAAAAUCUAGAUUUGCAGUUCUGGAAAACCUUUUGGAACCUUACAGAGACUGAGCUAUUAUCAAGUUUGACCAGGAUUACUUCCACUGUGGUGCAAGUGAAUGUAAUGUUAACCAUACCAGCAUUAAGUCUGAGUUUGCCACUGGCAUCUGAUCCCAGUCUUUCAGUCUCUGUAAGUCCUCCAGUUGCACACUCGGGUCCUGGGCCAGUCAAAGUGCGCUUGAUCUCACAUACGCUCCGACAAGGACAGGACAGUGCAGAACUGUUUGGCCUUUCUCGUCAGGAGGGGCCUCAGCUCUCUCUGCCAGGGGGUUUCAGUCGUCAUACAGCUCCUCUUUCUCCAUGCCUGCUCAUACACUUCCAUGGUGGAGGCUUUGUCGCACAAACUUCAAAAUCACAUGAGAAUUAUUUGAAGAGCUGGUCAAAGGAUAUGAAUGUGCCUAUUCUCUCGGUGGAUUACUCAUUGGCUCCAGAGGCCCCGUUCCCCCGGGCUCUAGAAGAGUGUUUCUACGCCUACUGUUGGGCCUUAAAGAAUUGCCACUUGCUGGGCUCGACUGCAGAGCGUGUCUGUUUGGUAGGAGACAGUGCAGGCGGUAACUUGUGCAUAACCGUCUCUAUGAGGGCGAUGUCUCACGGUGUACGCGUUCCUGAUGGGAUUGUGGCAGCGUACCCAGCAACUCUGCUAACAACAGAUGCCUCACCAUCCAGACUACUCACUUUAAUCGACCCUCUGCUGCCUUUAAGCGUGCUCUGCAAAUGUAUCGAUGCCUAUGCUGGUACAAGUUGUCAAACAGUACAGCCAGCUCAACAGUUUGACACCUUGGCCGCAUUGGGACAGGACACAGUAAAGAUGUUGAGUAACUUUGCCCAAGGAGCAACAAAUUGGUUUCAGACUUUAUUAGAACCAAAAGCAACCACAUCAUCAAAUGGUCCUUCACCUUCUGAAGAGAAACCACAGGUCCAAGAAUACCCAGAGUCCCCACAAGUCCAAGAAUAUCCAGAAAACUUUGAGCCUCUUCGGUCUAGAUGUUUGGUGGAUAUGCGGACGCCUUGCACACCAAUAAUGAAGAACCCAUUUGUUUCUCCUCUACUUUCUUCAGACAGUCUUCUCAAAGGGCUUCCACCAGUGCAUAUAGUGGCCUCUGCUUUGGAUGCCCUGUUAGAUGAUUCAGUGAUGUUUGCCAAAAAGCUGAGGAACAUGAACCAGCCUGUGACACUCACUGUGGUUGAAGAUCUUCCCCAUGGCUUCCUGAGCCUUUUACAGCUCUCCAAAGAAACCCAGGAAGCUUCUGAUAUAUGUGUGAAACGAAUCAGAGAAGUCUUCCAGCAAGAGGAACCACCUGCUGAUCAGAGGCAGGCAGGGAGCAGUUAGACAGCUUAGGUUUGGAAAAAGUCCUGAUGGACCACCAUGGCCCAAGACGUUCCAAGGAUCACAUCGCAAUAGCAAUAAAGUGAAACUAGUUUCGACAGGUUCGAAACCAAAAAUAUAUUUUUAAAAAAGGAGUCUAUCCACCAGCUAAACUCCUGGAGGCAAUUGUAGAUCCAGCUUGUAAUACCAAAGUCAUUGGGUUAACAUGCAGUUUUGCAUCCAUGUUUAGGUAUUCACAAUAACAAUCACUGUUGUGUUCUGACCAAACUGAAUGUCUAAGCAUCCAUCAAAAUUUCACCAUUGUGCCUGUAGUGAUGCAAUAAGAUCAAUCCUCUCUGCUUUUGGAUUGCAAACUAACAUUUUUUAAGCAACUGCACUGUGGAUUUUAUUAAAUCACCAUUUCUGACCUCAAACUUGGCUUGCUGUCCUUAAUGUAGGCUCGAACCCGAGGCUCGGCUUGAGUGUCGAGUUCAACCCCCCAAUGCGAUAUUACCUAGAGGGAGAAUAACAGGAAUAAGAGAUGGAGAAGGGGAGUUGAAGGGAUGCCGGAAGAACUGACGCUGGGACGGUGCAAUGAGAGCUGCUUAUAUAGGCUCGUAACAUUGAUUGACAGGACUGAAUGAUUAGGCUCUUCCCGAACCUACGUUUGGAUCUUCAUUUAAAUGUAGGGGUUUCAAACACACAGCCUUACUUUCUCUCUCUUGUUUAAUUUACAAAUGUAACCCUUUUGAAUUUAGUAAAUCUCCCUUAGUAAAUCUCCAUUUAGUAAAUGUACCUCAAUAUUGUACCUCAGUAUCAGCAGUUAUGAUCAUGUUUUGUGCAUGCACUCUCUAUGCUAUUAUAAAUUAAUUUGUCCCAUAUUAGGUGGCAUUUAUAAAAUGACUUUGACACCCCUGCUACAAUACCAAAUAACAAUGUCAGCUCUAGCAUUAUUUGAGAAUGUAUAAUUAAUUUGACAAGGAUAUUUGCGUGUGAUAUGAUUAUAUACCAGAUAAAACUUUGAGGCCUUUGAGGAUGCGGUUAUAAGCAUUACAGCAUUGUGUCCUUUCAUAGACUACUGUUGUCUACACUUGAACUUUAUAUUAACACAUUACCUCAUCAUUUCUUCAGAUGCACCAGAAACCUUUACUGUGACUUACCAGUUCACAUUAUGAUGCAGUAAACUAAAUGGCUAAAAGUCGUUCACAACCAUAACCGAAUUACACUCAGAAUGAUGACCUGUACUUUUUUUCUUAUCACCGAAGAUGUUUGUUCUAUACUGUACAUUUCUGAGAGGAUUUUGAUGAACUGACUGUCAAAAGCAAUAAAUAAAUAAU
This is a messenger RNA of Labeo rohita (rohu), 3664 nucleotides long. RefSeq names its product lipase, hormone-sensitive a (gene lipea). Gene Ontology annotation, cellular component: cytosol. Bases 279 to 2351 code for a protein of 690 amino acids. Gene Ontology annotation, biological process: triglyceride catabolic process; cholesterol metabolic process. Lineage: Eukaryota; Metazoa; Chordata; Actinopteri; Cypriniformes; Cyprinidae. The transcript is spliced from 12 exons. The record is from RefSeq and is a predicted model, not a curated record. Gene Ontology annotation, molecular function: triacylglycerol lipase activity; sterol ester esterase activity.